Messenger RNA from Cotesia congregata, 1968 nucleotides. NCBI's taxonomy places the organism in Eukaryota, Metazoa, Arthropoda, Insecta, Hymenoptera, Braconidae. The record is from the annotation of a GenBank genome assembly.
UUUUUCAGGUACCGCUUGUUAGCGACUUUGGCAAUAACUUCAGUUUGUUAUUGCGAGUCUCCAGCAGAUGAUCCCACACUCAUAGCACGUGCUCAGGAGCUCUUGAACAAAAUAAACAAAGAGUACGGCGAGUGGAAUUACAAAGUAUCAGUUGCGGCGUGGAAUUACGCAUCAAAUCUCACUGAUCACAACUUAGCCGUUCAGUUAAAUGUAUCCGCUCAAGUCGCUGAUUAUGUCAGGGAAGUUUAUAAAGAAGUCAACGCCUUUCCUUGGAGAAAUAUCUCGGACUUUAAUAUUAGGAGACAGUUUACCGAAUUGGCGACUCCGGGAUCUGCCGCUUUGUCUCCUGAAAAGAAAUUGUUCCAGAAAUACAGGCAGUAUGAUGAAGUAGUAAACAAAAUGCAGAGUACUUACUCAACAGCAAAAGUAUGUCAGUAUAAAAAUCAAAGUAAUUGCAAUCUGGCGCUAGAGCCAGAGCUCACUGAAAUAUUGAUCCACAGUCGGGAUCCAGAAGAGUUGAAAUAUGUUUGGCAUGCUUGGAGGAACGCGUCGGGAAGAAAUGUCAAAGAAGAUUUUAUUAAGUAUGUUGAAUUGAGCAAUGAAAUUGCUAGGUUGAAUAAUUAUACUGACAUGGCGGAGUUUUGGAUGAAAGAGUAUGAAGCUGAUGAUUUUCCUCAGCAAAUUGAGGCGAUAUGGCAACAAAUAAAACCGCUGUACCUUGAACUGCAUGCGUAUGUUCGCGGUCAACUUCGUCGUAAGUACGGAGAGAGUGUUGUGUCUAAGGAUGGUCCUAUUCCAGCACAUUUACUUGGAAAUAUGUGGGCUCAGACCUGGAAUAAUAUUGCUGAGUUUACUACUCCUUAUCCGGGGAAAAAAUUACCUGAUGUUACUGAUGCUAUGGUUGAACAAGGCUACAAUGCAACAAAAAUCUUCCGAGUAGCCGAAGAUUUCUUCACAUCACUAAACUUAAGCCCAAUGCCAGACACAUUUUGGCAAAAUUCAAUCCUAGAAAAACCCGAAGGCGUAGAAUUAAUUUGUCACGCAAGUGCUUGGGACUUUUACGACGGCAAGGACUUUAGAAUAAAACAGUGUACACGUAUCAACAUGGAAGACCUUCUUACAGCUCACCACGAAAUGGGACACAUUCAGUACGACUUGCAGUACAAAAAUCAACCCACAGUCUUCAAAGACGGAGCAAAUCCAGGAUUUCAUGAGGCAGUAGGUGACACAAUAGCACUAAGUGCGUCAACCCCGGAGCAUCUCCAAGAGAUUGGGUUGCUAGAUGAUGCUUCUACAGACAAAGAAGCUGUCUUAAACCACUUGUACCUGAACAGUUUGGACAAAGUAGUCUUCUUGCCAUUCGCGUACAUGAUGGACAAAUGGCGCUGGGGUGUCUUCCAGUCGAAAAUAACUCCAGAUAAUUACAAUUGCGAGUGGUGGUCACUUGCUGAAGAGUUCCAGGGAAUUGUUCCUCCGGUAAAACGCAGUGAAGAUGACUUUGAUCCAGGCGCAAAGUACCACAUUGUCGCGAGUGUUGAGUACAUUCGGUACUUUGUCAGCUUUGUAGUCCAGUUCCAGUUUCACAGGUCACUUUGCAUUGAAGCUGGACAGUACGAUCCGCAAAAUCCACAAACUAAAGCUUUGAGCGAGUGUAAUAUUUAUGGAAGCAAAGAAGCUGGAAAAUUAUUCAAGUCUAUGCUGGAGUUGGGAUCUUCAAGACCGUGGCCAGAUGCGAUGGAGAAAAUAACCGGACAAAGAAAAAUGGACGCAAGUGAUACUUUAAUUUUUUUUUUAAUUAUUACCUUGACCAUGCGAUCUGCUUCUAAACUAUCAUCGUCAUUAUCAGAGUCAGAAAUAGUUUCUUCCCCAGCUUCCAUGUAUCCCGAAUCCUCAGAAGUUAAAUCACCACCGCCUUUUUUCUUGCUCGCCGUAGCAGCAAACGGUGUCAAGAUAUUGUUCAGCAAUUAA